GACAUCUUAUUGACAACUCAAAAAAAAAAACAAGGAAUAGAAAAAAUGAUAGGAAUUUUUAAGAAAAUUUUAACUUUUCUUGUAUUGAAUUAAUUAAAGGAGAACAAACAAUAAAUACAAUACAAAUUAAUUCAAAACAUUAUAAAGUUAAGUGGUUUUUGUAUUGUAAACAUACAAAAGUAGUGAUGAAUUGCAAUAAAUAAAUUAUUUUUGUGCCAGUUGAAAGACAAAAAAAUCUUUACCACGUACUACACAGAAAAAAUAAACGAAAUACGCCUUCAACAAAAGAAUUGAGCUUAAAAAACUUGUAUGUUGUUCUGGCAGGGAUGCUGAUAUACAACAAUAAAAGUUUUAAAUAUUAUCCUCAGUGUUUACUUUAAUAAAUUCAUAAUUUUGGAAACAGUGAAAAGUGAGAGAUUUGGCAACAAAACAUGUCUCGUCCUGAUUACGAACAAACCAUUUUGCAUCACAGUUAUUUGUUAGUGCUAUUACGAGGUGUUGGACCAUCCAAACCCAGAACAUUACAAAAAGCUUUCGACAAGGUCAGACGUGUAAACAAUGUGAAAAUAAUUGAUUCUAGUGGCAUCACCCGAGACAUUUGGAUACGUUAUAUUCAUGAUCAUCCGGUAGAGAAUAAUGAUUGGGGAGAUUUCCAAACUCAUCGGCGUUUGUUGGGUCUCAUUACCAUUGGCAAAUUUGACAGUCAGCCAGAAUUAAAUGAAUUGUGUCGUCAACACGAAUCGCUUAAGGUGCGUUACGGAAGUACUUUAUACGAUUCGCGAGCUAUAUUUUUUGGUCCAGCCCCAUUGGAAGAUGACAAAGCGGCUGAAGUGUCAAUUGCAAAUCAUGAUGGUGAAGUGGUUGAUUCUAAGGAAUUACCCACAAAUAAACCGAAACGUUUACAGGAUGAAUUUACCACACCGUCCAACUUUAAGGCUCAAGCUUUCUUCUAUAGGGAAAAUGAAAUGUGUACAGAUUUAGAAGCUCACAUGGCUGAUUUUGUAAAUGCUUUAUUAUGGGUUCUGGAAUCGAGACGUUUGGAGCGUUCUCGGGAAAAAGUAGAAAAAUGUUCACUCUUAACCGCACCCUUUGAAAAACGUGAUUUUGUGGGUUUAGAUAUGGAUUCGAGGAAUAAUCGUAAACGUGUGGUGGGUAGAGUAACAAAGAAUUUGGCAGAUCUUUCUUUACAGGCUGGUCUGCUGGAGGACGCCUUAAGUUUAUACCACAGUGCCUGUGACACUUUAAGGUCAAUUAAUGAUCUCUUGUGGGAAGGUGCUGCUGAAGAGGGUCUCUGUUCGGCCUCAGUAUGCUUACUCUAUCCCCAACUUAGAGCUGAUGAAACCUUACAUCGCAAUGCUUCCCUGCAAGAGGGUUCUCCUCUCAAAGGUACUCCCGAAAAAUGGCGACAAAGUGAAAUAACUAAACGUUAUAAUGCCAGCGAAAAAACUGUAGCAGAAAAUUCAGAAAAUGCGGCCAGCUCACCUACUCAUCUACCACCACAUUCGGCUUCUAAUUCAUCCGUUUCAUCUAUACUUACCACAUCAACCUUAUCUCAAGCUUCUACCAACUCAACAUCUUCAUCAUCUUCCACCUCGACCAUAUCGGCAGCAGCCAAUCACCGUUCCGGCCAACAUUCAGAUUUGCCUGGCAACAUCUUGAAGCCCGAUGAGAUUUUAUUCUAUUUUAAAAAUGCCAUCAUAAAUUAUAGCAAAUAUCGCAAUGCUGCUAUAGUAGAGAUUGAGGCUGCUUUUAAAGCAGCCCGCAUAUUUAUAGAACAAAAUCGUCCCCUGGAUGUGGCCAUGUGUUUGCAAAAUAUUUUAUAUAUUAAUCACUCAAUGACCGAAGCAGAUCGUAUAAAAAGUUUUGAAGUGAUGACUUCACUCUACCAGCAAAUUGGCUAUAGACGCAAGGCGGCCUUCUUUCAGCGUCUAGCUGCUUUGAAACAUGUUCAUCAAAACUCUUCGAAUCCCGAUUGGUCACAAACCUAUCGUCUUAUGUUGUCCAGUUUUCCGGGCUAUAUGUUAUCACUAGAUCCUUUGGAGGUGCUGGAAACCAAAUCGGGUUGGCCUUGUUUACAGAUUGAUUUACUACAGUCCCUCAUAACAGCAGCUAAACGUUUGGGCCACUCGACUUUAGCCACUAGACACAUGACAUUUUUAUUACAAACACAAUGGCAUAAUAUGACACCCACGGAACAAAGUGAAAUGGCAGUACAAUUGCAGAACUUAAGUGCUCAGUGUGAGGGUUCUCCAGUUCCUUUGGUUUUAGAAAAUGGUACUAUUAUACCACCUGCCAAUCUAACUGAUCUGCCGUUCUGUUUGGAUAUUGUAGUCAAAGAUUUACCAGCUCAUUUAAAACCUCAGCGCAUUAAAAUUGCCAAAGCUGACAGUGGUCCUUUUUUGUUUACACCAUUGCAAUUUAAUUCUAUUGAUAGAAGAGAUAAAAAUAAGGAUAAGCAUAAAAUACCAUUUUUCUGGGUACAAAACAAUAUUAGUGAAGUAACGGUACGACUGCGAAAUCCAUUACCUUUCGAACUGACCGUUUGCGAUAUGCGUUUGCUAACCAAUGGUAUUGUUUUCAAAUCUCUACCACAAACUAUAGUAUUACAACCACAAGUGCCAACAUAUGUCACCUUACAUGGAACGCCCAUGGAGGUGGGACAAUUAGAAAUACAAGGUUAUAGUACUCAUACAUUAGGUGUAAAAUCAAAUUGUCGCAUGAAACAUAUGAAGGAUAGAAAAUUUCCGCAGAAUUUUUUGGUCGAUGUAAUACCUGCACUGCCAACAGUUACCGUUAAAACAUCUUUACCCCAAACCGCUACCUUCAGUAAUAUGUCAGGUGCGGAGAGUGUGAUAACAACAGCCAGUCUGACAUUAUACAAUGGUGAAUCGUCUACGUGCGUUAUAACAAUAACAAAUGAUAGUGAAAUACCGGUGGAACAUUUAGAAGUAAAUAUAACAUCAAAUAUUGAACAGGACACACAGAAGAAAAUAUUUAAAAUAAAUGAGAAUUUGCAGUCUAUAUUACCUAUAGCUCCCAAAUGUAGUAAAGAUUUUAUGGUGGACAUUUUUGCCGAAGCUGAUUUCAUAUGUCCUACAGUUAAUCAACAUACGGUGCCGUCUGUACAUUCCACAAGUAUACAUCCCUACGAUCAUUCUCAUACCUUGCAAUAUUCCUCAACUUUAUCAGCAUCCAGUCAUGCCAGUUUACCCUCACGUGUUGGUUCCCCUAGCCAACAUUCAUCUACGCGACGUAAUGAUACCGCUUAUAGCAGUUUUCGUUCUACCACAUCCACCUCAACGGCUCAACAUUCGUUGGGAGCUCUUAGUUUAACAACAGUAGACGCAAAUUCAAUAAGCAAUCAGGCUCAACAUAUAGAAGCUCAAUUUCGUAUAAAAUAUUCAGGUGGCGAAGCCAUGCAAGAAGGUUAUUGUCGUCAGUGUUCGGUAUAUUUUAAACUUGAACUCAUCCAGAGUGCUCAAAUAACAAGUUGGGAUGUACUGCCGGCCGAAGUACCCUCACAAUUUUAUUUGGUUUUGGAUAUUACAAAUUUAACUGCUCAAGAGAUGACGCUCAAUUAUACGAAUAAUAAAAAUAUUUCAAUGGAGGCUAAAGAUAGUUGUCGAGUUCCGAUACCGGUAGAUCGUUGUUCAGUUGAACAAGUCUGGGCUGCUAGAGAAGCAGAAAUGGCCGAAAAUAUGGAAAAAGAACUCUGUUUUCGUACGGACAUGGGAUCGUUUAACGAUUCAGUAAGUCGUUUGUGUUCAAAACAUAUAGCUGAAAGAGUUAACAUCAACUGGUCAUUGACGGGUACCGACAUACAGGGCAUAGCUUCUUUAAAAGGCAUCAUUCUGACACCUACCAUGAUAGACUUGUGUACGGUAUCGCCCCUACAAUGGAAUAUUUCAUUUAAAAAUCAACCGGUACAACCACAAUCAGAAGUAAUUUGCACAGCCGGACAAAGUUCCAUAAUAAGCAUUACAGUUUGUAAUCAAUCUGUGCAGCCUUUGAAAAACUUAAUACUCACUAUAAAAUUUUAUCAGGACUAUUUAAAUGGUACAGAAAAUUAUAAUUUAGAAACCAGAGUUGCUAUUUCAGGCCCCAAUAGAAUUCGUAUACCAAUUUUACGAAAAGAUGAAAAGGCCAAUCAUGAAUGUACUGUGUUAUUUUUUACACCAGGACGUUUUAAGACUAGCAUACAAUGUCAUGCUAAACCACAAAAUUUAGGUACAGCGGCUUCAAACAAUACUAUGCUUUCCCGCUCGUGCCCUGUGCCACAACCAGCUGAGAAUAGCCUACAUAUUACUCUAAACGACAUAACUGUUGGUGCUCAAAGUUACCAUGAACAGCAAGAACACGUAUGGAAAUUUAUACCACCCAUAGAGGUGACCGUUGUUGAACAACAAUAAGUUGGUGUGAAUAAUAAUGAAAUUAUUAUGAUCUUAACAAAAUUUAAAACCUAUUAUUUUUAAGUAUUUGUAUGUAAAUAAGUAAUUGUAUUUCAAGAACUUUUCUAGUUAAAAGUAUGUAAUGUGAAGACCUAAUCUGGUAUUUAUUCAACAGAAGUUGCCAAUUCUCUAUAAAAACUUUAAAUUCUUUCAACUGAACGAUGAGGGUAAAAUAAUUAGUGAUAUUUUUUUUUUUUAUUUUAAUAAAAGGAAAAGCGUAAAAGCCCAAAGCAAUUGUUACUAAAAGCAUAAAUAAAUAAUAAUAAAUAUAAUGAAACUAUGUAUUGUUGUAUUAAGCAAUUAAACAUUUAUAUGCUUGUAUAAAUUAUUAUGCAAAUAAAAAAUAAUAUACAUAUAA
Messenger RNA from Lucilia sericata (common green bottle fly), 4806 nucleotides. RefSeq names its product protein brunelleschi (gene brun). Gene Ontology annotation, cellular component: trans-Golgi network. NCBI's taxonomy places the organism in Eukaryota, Metazoa, Arthropoda, Insecta, Diptera, Calliphoridae. The record is from RefSeq and is a predicted model, not a curated record. The transcript has 9 exons. The coding region runs from base 432 to 4409 and encodes 1325 amino acids.